ACGGGUUCUACUUCUCCAUCUUCCUCCCCUCUCGCAGGAAUCCCUCUGGCUAUAUGCUGCGUAGUUCUGGUUGUGAAGAGAGAGUCCUACGGCAGCUCCCUCGGCAGUGAGUCCAUGGAACCACUAGAUAACUCCGAGGCGUUCUGCUGGAUCCAGGAUGAAGUGGCUUUCUAUGUGUCUGUGGUGGGCUACAUUCUGCUAGUGAUGCUGUGCAACAUGGCUAUCUUCGUGGUGGUCCUGGUCCAGAUCCGCCACAUGCGGGUCAAUCAGCCGGCUGGCAUCCACAGCGGCCUCCUUCUGCAGGACCUGAAGGGGGUUUCCAGUCUCACCUUCCUGCUGGGUCUCACCUGGACUGUGGCUUUCUUCGCCUGGGGGCCAGCCAAGGUUCCCUUCCUCUACCUCUUCUGUGUCCUCAACAGUCUGCAAGGUGAGUGA
Oncorhynchus masou masou (cherry salmon) is the source of this 435-nucleotide messenger RNA. RefSeq names its product adhesion G-protein coupled receptor G2-like. The record is from RefSeq and is a predicted model, not a curated record. Gene Ontology annotation, molecular function: G protein-coupled receptor activity. The transcript is spliced from 2 exons. Bases 115 to 435 code for a protein of 106 amino acids. Gene Ontology annotation, biological process: adenylate cyclase-activating G protein-coupled receptor signaling pathway. NCBI's taxonomy places the organism in Eukaryota, Metazoa, Chordata, Actinopteri, Salmoniformes, Salmonidae. Gene Ontology annotation, cellular component: plasma membrane.